Anopheles cruzii is the source of this 5545-nucleotide messenger RNA. RefSeq names its product ATP-dependent helicase brm (gene brm). Bases 1 to 5040 code for a protein of 1679 amino acids. Gene Ontology annotation, biological process: positive regulation of transcription by RNA polymerase II. Gene Ontology annotation, cellular component: nucleus. The transcript is spliced from 3 exons. Gene Ontology annotation, molecular function: DNA binding; ATP-dependent chromatin remodeler activity; ATP binding. The record is from RefSeq and is a predicted model, not a curated record. Lineage: Eukaryota; Metazoa; Arthropoda; Insecta; Diptera; Culicidae.
AUGGCGAGCCCGACGCCACAAAAUAGCCCAAUGCCUCCGCCGCAAGCACCAAGCCCAAUGGGACCACCCUCCCAGAGCCCGGCGCCCUCUCCUUCACCACACAGUCCAUACCAAUCCGGGCCGCCCCCACCCCCGCCCCAUACGGUGCAGGGUCAGGGACCGACCCACAUGCAGACCGCGUCAGGACAUCACGUCCCCCCGCAACCAGGACCCCCGCCAGGUCCACACAUGCCCAUGCAAGGGCCACCAACGCCCCACGCACAGCCUCCCAAUCCGCACGGGCCACCACCACCGCCCCAUCCAUCACACAUGAAUGGACCGCCACCGGGUGGGCCACAAGGAGCGCCAGGUCACGGCCAAGGUGGCCCUCCUCAUCAUAUGCCCCCAGCCGGAGCGCCCCAGCAUAUGCCUCAGCAUCCCCCUCAUCCUUCGAUGGGACAACACGGUGUUCCGCCACACCCGGGAAUGGCUGGUCACCCGGGACAGGGUCCACCGAUGCCGCCGGGCAUGGUACCGGGUGGAUACGCGGGACACGCAAUUCCACCGAAUGCGGGCCCACCGCCGCCGGUACCGAUGCAGUCAGGCAGUGUUCCGGGUGGUCCACCGGGGGCGCCGCCAAACAUGAUGCCAGGUGCCGUUCCACCCCCACCGCCGCCUCCUGGACAGGAGAAUUUAAACGCCUUACAGCGAGCCAUCGAUUCAAUGGAAGAGAAAGGACUGCAAGAGGAUCCGCGCUACUCGCAGCUGCUAGCGCUGCGGGCCAAUUCGAAGCAACAGCAUCUAAAUGCCUCACAGUUACACCAGCUACGGGGACAAAUUAUGGCUUAUCGGCUAAUCGUGCGCCACCAGCCGAUCAGCAAACAGUUAGCAUCGCAGAUCUUGGCUCAACGGUCCGACGGUACACCACCGCAGUGUCCCACGCCUCCGGCCAGCCCCUAUCCGGGAGCCGCCGGGGGUCCUUCGCCGCAACCUGGCAUGCCUUCUCAGACCGCUUCGCAGCAGCAGCCUCCACAGCAGCAGCCCCAAGGCCCCCAGCAGCAACAAGGACUUCCGCAGCAAUCGCAACAAGGUCCUCCGCAAUCGGGAGUUCCACCGACGUCCAUGCAGCCAGGUGUUCCGCCAGGAAAGCAACAGCCCGAUGUCCACGGCCCAGGAAAGCCACCGGUAGGCAGUGGAGGUAUGCCGCCUAACCAAAGUCCGAUGCCGGGCAUGGCCAUGGGUGGGCCGCCUCAGGGACCCCCUCACGGGCCUCACCAUCAGCCACAGUCGCAACAGCAGCAUCCGGGAAUGCAACAGCAUCUGCACGCAGGGCAGCAGCAACAACAGAUGCACCCGAACGUCGGGCAACCGGCACGGCCGAGCUCGCAGGGCCCGGCUGGUGGUCCCGGUCCCCGGCCUGCGGCUCCCGCUCCGACGAUGCAACCGAUGCCGAAACAGAACCGUGUAACGACGGUGGCCAAACCCGUUGGGCUUGAUCCCAUCACAAUACUACAGGAGCGCGAGAACCGUGUUGCGGCCCGUAUUGCACUGCGCAUGGAAGAGCUGACCAACUUGCCCGUUUCAAUGGCGGAAGAUUUGCGGCUGCAGGCGGCAAUCGAGCUGCGCGCCUUGCGCGUUCUGAACUUCCAACGCCAGCUGCGCAGCGAGAUCGUGCAGUGCACCCGUCGCGAUACGACACUCGAGACGGCGGUCAACGUGAAGGCUUACAAGCGCACUAAACGGCAAGGUUUGCGGGAGGCGCGCGCCACCGAGAAGCUGGAGAAACAGCAAAAACUUGAAGCGGAGCGCAAACGUCGCCAGAAGCAUCAAGAAUUCCUGGCGUCAGUCCUGCAGCACGGCAAGGACUUCAAGGAGUACCAUCGCAAUAACGUCGCGAAACUGGGUCGUCUCAACAAGGCGGUGAUGAACUAUCACGCGAAUGCAGAACGGGAGCAGAAAAAAGAGCAGGAGCGCAUCGAGAAGGAGCGUAUGCGGCGGCUGAUGGCGGAGGACGAAGAGGGCUACCGGAAGCUGAUCGAUCAGAAGAAGGACAAGCGGUUAGCGUUCCUGCUGUCGCAAACCGACGAGUAUAUCUGCAACCUCACCGAGAUGGUGAAGCAGCACAAGGUGGACCAGAAGAAGAAACAGGAUGACGAGGUGCAGCGCAAGAAGCGUCUCAAGCGCCACAUCCUCGAGAGCGGCGACAUCGAGCACCUGGACGAGCACUGUGAGGCGUCCGACUGUCGGGUGGCGGUGAUGGAAACUUCCACGGGAAAGACGCUCACGGGCGACGAAGCACCGUUCCUGCGUGACCUUCACACUUGGCUGCAGAUGCACCCGGGCUGGGAGUACGUGAUCCUCGACGGUGACGCAGAAGAUGACGACGACGAUGCCGAGGGUGGCCGCAAACGGACGGCAGAAGAGCGGCUGAAUGACGAAGCCAAGACAAAGGAAGUGAUCCAGAAGGCAAAGGUCGAGGACGACGAGUACAAAACGGAGGAGCAAACGUACUACAGUAUUGCCCACACGGUGCACGAAAAGGUCACGGAGCAAGCAUCGAUCCUUGUGAACGGCAAGCUGAAAGAGUACCAAAUUAAGGGGCUCGAGUGGCUGGUAUCGCUGUUCAACAACAACCUGAACGGCAUCCUGGCCGACGAGAUGGGCCUGGGCAAGACGAUCCAAACGAUUGCCCUCGUGACGUAUUUGAUGGAGAAGAAGAAAAACAAUGGCCCGUACCUGGUGAUCGUGCCACUGUCUACGCUCUCGAACUGGGUGCUGGAGUUUGAAAAGUGGGCUCCCGCCGUCGGCGUCGUUGCGUACAAGGGUUCCCCCGCGGGACGGCGUGCGGUGCAGAACCAAAUGAAGGCAACCAAGUUCAACGUGCUGUUGACGACGUACGAGUACGUCAUCAAGGACAAGGCGGUGCUGGCGAAGAUCUCGUGGAAGUACAUGAUCAUCGACGAGGGUCAUCGUAUGAAAAAUCAUCACUGCAAGCUGACGCAGGUCCUAAACACGCACUACAACGCACCGCACCGGUUGCUGCUGACGGGUACGCCGCUGCAGAACAAGCUUCCGGAGCUGUGGGCCCUGCUCAAUUUCUUGCUGCCGUCGAUCUUCAAAUCGUGCUCCACUUUCGAGCAGUGGUUCAACGCUCCGUUCGCAACGACCGGCGAAAAGGUUGAGCUGAACGAAGAGGAAACGAUCCUCAUCAUUCGCCGUCUGCACAAGGUGCUGCGGCCUUUCUUGUUGCGUCGGCUUAAGAAGGAGGUCGAGUCACAGCUGCCCGAUAAGGUCGAGUACAUUAUCAAGUGCGACAUGUCGGGACUUCAGCGGGUGCUGUACAAGCACAUGCAAAGCAAGGGUGUCCUGUUGACGGAUGGCUCGGAGAAAGGCAACAAGGGCAAGGGCGGCGCGAAGGCCCUUAUGAACACGAUCAUGCAGCUGCGCAAGUUGUGCAACCAUCCGUUCAUGUUCCAGCACAUCGAGGAGAAAUAUUGCGAUCACAUCGGUGUACAAGGCACGGUCACGGGUCCAGAUCUGUUCCGGGCGUCCGGCAAGUUCGAGUUGCUCGAUCGCAUCCUUCCGAAACUGAAAGCGACCGGUCACCGUGUGCUGUUGUUCUGUCAAAUGACGCAGUGUAUGACAAUCAUCGAGGACUAUCUAUCGUGGCGCGGAUUUGGCUACUUGCGGCUGGACGGUACGACCAAGUCGGAAGAACGCGGGGAUUUGCUGAAGAAGUUCAACUCUAAGAAUUCGGACUACUUCCUGUUUCUGCUGUCCACGCGAGCCGGUGGCCUGGGGUUGAACCUGCAGACGGCCGAUACGGUUGUCAUCUUCGACUCCGACUGGAAUCCGCAUCAGGAUCUGCAAGCGCAGGAUCGAGCCCAUCGAAUCGGGCAGCGCAAUGAGGUGCGCGUUUUGCGCCUGAUGACGGUGAACUCGGUUGAGGAGCGCAUUUUGGCAGCAGCCCGCUACAAGCUCAACAUGGACGAGAAGGUCAUCCAGGCCGGUAUGUUUGAUCAAAAGUCGACCGGCAGCGAACGACAGCAGUUCCUGCAGAGCAUCCUGCACCAGGAUGAGAUGGACGAAGAGGAAGAAAACGAAGUGCCGGACGACGAGAUGAUCAAUCUGAUGAUCUCGCGCUCGGACGAUGAACUCGAGCUGUUCAAAAAGAUGGAUGCCGAACGGCGGGCAGAAGAGGUUAAGCCGCGGUUGCUGGACGAGGGCGAGUUGCCGGAGUGGCUCUCAAAAGAGGACGAAGAGGUGGACAGGUGGGACUACGAGGAGGAAACAUCUUCGAUUCUGGGCCGUGGAUCCCGCCAGCGCAAGGAGGUGGACUACACCGACAGCCUGACCGAGAAGGAAUGGCUGAAGGCUAUCGACGAUGGGGCGGACUUCGACGAAGAGUUGGAGGAGGAGGAGCGCGAGAAGAAGCGCAAGGGGCGCAAGCGGAAGGGUGGCAGAGGGCGCGACGAUUCCGACGAUGAGAGCAUCAUUUCUUCGGUGACGAAGCGCAAGAAAGGCACGACCGAUCCGAAGAUCAAAAAGCAAAUGAAAAAGGUGCUGAAGGCGGUGAUCAAGUACACGGACGCGGACAAGCGGGUGCUGAGCAAGCCGUUCCUCAAGCUACCGUCCCGCCGCGAUCUACCCGAUUACUACGAGGUGAUCAAAAAACCGAUCGACAUCAAGAAGAUACUGAACCGCAUCGAGGAAGCAAAGUACGUCGACUUUGCGGAUCUGGAAAACGAUUUCUUCCUGCUGUGCCAGAACGCGCAAACGUACAACGAGGAAGCGUCGCUCAUCUACGAAGACAGCCUCGAGCUGCAGUCGGUAUUUACGAACGCAAAAGUGAAGAUCCUCGACAACCACGAGGAGGAGGAAUCGAAUGAAGAAGAGGAAGAAGAAUCGGACGAAGAAGGUGGCAGUGUCAAGAUGAAGCUGAAGAUUUCUAAAGGACCGAACUCGUCCGCGGCGGCUUCGGCGAAGAAAGCGACUCCGGUGCGAAGGAAGCGUUCGCAAAAGAAGUACACCAUCUCCGAUGACGACGAUGAUAUCGAUUAAGGAAGGAACGAGCAUGGGCAUGGGUCGUCGUGAUACCUCGGCAAUUCGAAUAGUAGUACCAUUGGCAAGAACGCUGUUCGUCAACAUAUGCGGUUUUAUUUAAUGUUUUUCAUAGUGUAGCCAACGUAGUAACUAGAUUUAAACCUUCAUCGUGUACACUGGUGUAGAGAGAACGUCGAAAAACAUAGUUUCGUUUUAAGGAGUGACGCCCUUUUCCAUCUUUCAAGGGCACGCAUUAGCAUGAGCAAAUUGAAUGUUUCGAACUGGACAAUGGCGGUGGACAAUACACCUCCGUCAGCCACAAUUUGACCGCUCUACGUCCAAUGGAAGAUUUUUUGCAUGUCAGUGUUUAGCAACUACCAGUACCGGUGCUACUGAUAGGAGAAAUAUUUAAACGUGAAUUUAGAGAGCUUUUCACACAGCUACGUGUUGUUGCUGACACCUCGUCGUUCUUCAACCAGGGCUUUCUGUCACAGUGUGUUUACCUUAUCGGUUCGGUAUGAUA